AUGGCAACCCUCAACACCACCCACUGGAAUGAGACUACAUCCAUUUCCCAGUAUCUGGGCUUUCAAGUGCAAAAGAUUUACCCUUUCCAUGACAACUGGAACACUGCCUGCUUUAUUAUUCUGAUCAUAUUCAUCUUUACUGUGGUUUCUCUGGUGGUCUUGGCUUUCCUCUAUGAACUGCUGGACUGCUGCUGCUGUGUGAAAAACAAGACUGUGAAAGACUUGGAGAAUGAACCCAAUCCAGUCAGAGCAAUGCUGAACAGCUUCCGAAAGCGUGAGACAGAGGUGGUGUAG
Molecule: messenger RNA, 294 nt
Organism: Indicator indicator
Lineage: Eukaryota; Metazoa; Chordata; Aves; Piciformes; Indicatoridae
Gene: SMIM18
Product: small integral membrane protein 18
Exons: 1
Coding region: 1-294 (97 amino acids)
Source: RefSeq, a predicted model, not a curated record